AGCUCACAACAGUUCAGAGGAUUCCCGACUGACCCGAGCAGAAACUCAAAAUAAUGGAUUUGAUAUCUGUGUUCAGUCAUUUGUUUUCUGUAGUUUAAAGGUGAGUUUUUGGAGUUUGAAUGUGAUUUCUGAAGACUGAAGAUGAUUUCUGGAGUUUGAAAAUAAUUUCUGGAUUUUUUUUAGUUUGAAGAUGAUUUGUGGAGUUUUAAGAUGAUUUUUUUGGAGUUUGAAGAUGAUUUGUGGAGUUUGAAGAUGAUUUGUGGAGUUUGAAGAUGAUGUUUUUUCUAGUUUGAAGAUGUUUUUUUGAGUUUAAAGAUGUUUUUUUGGAGUUUGAAGAUGAUUUGUGGAGUUUGAAGAUGAUUUUUUUGGAGUUUGAAGAUGAUUUGUGGAGUUUGGAGAUGAUUUUUUUGGAGUUUGAAGAUGAUUUGUGGAGUUUGAAGAUGAUUUCUGGAGUUUACAGAUGAUGUUUUGGAGUUUGAAGAUGAUUUGGAGUUUGAAGAUUUUUUUGAGGUUAAAGAUGUUUUAGGAGUUUGAAGAUGAUUUGUGGAGUUUGAAGAUGAUUUGUGGAGUUUAAAGAUGUUUUGGAGUUUGAAGAUUUGGAUGUGGGAGUUUUACACCGCAGCUGUCAGGAUAGUGGAGAACUCUGAGAGAAGACGUUCUGAGUGUAAUGAUGCUCAGUUUUAAAGAAAACGGUGCUGAAAGAGCAGUAAAUACAGAAAACAACUCACACCCAGAGCUUUAAUCACACAGACACGUUUACGGUGUUACAGACUGUAGGUGUCUGUAUUUGAGUGGUCAGAUCUGACGGUCAGUAUGUAUAAAUAAUAAUAACUGACUAACAUCUGUGUGCAGUAAAACUCAUAUACCCACCGUGUAUUUCACUGGACAACUGCUGGGCUUUUUUCUUCUGUUGCCGUGGUUACUGCUGCCUCUGAAGUGCAGUAUGGGUCUGUGCCGGCUGUUAUGGUCAGUGCUGCUGAUGGUGCUGGUGUCCAGCUCGGUUCCUGUGGGCAGUGAUGGAAGUCCUGUUUAUGAUGGGGUCACUCAGACAGAGAUCCCCAGGGCCCCUCACACACCCCGACACGCACACCCAGAGGGUCCCGGCGGUCCGCACACACACAGCCGUGCCUUCCCCGUCCUCACCUUCCAGUUCGAGACGGUGCGGAGACCCUUCGAGAUCUCGCUCUGGAUUCUUCUGGCGUCCCUGCUGAAGCUGGGCUUCCACGUGAUCCCUCACUUCUCCAGCGUGGUUCCUGAGAGCUGUGUGCUGAUCGUGGUGGGGCUGUUGGUGGGGGCUUUAAUAAAGCUGCUGGGGGAGACCCUGCCUGUGCUGGACACUCAGCUCUUCUUCCUCGUCCUGCUGCCCCCCAUCAUCCUGGACGCAGGGUACUUCCUCCCCAUCCGAUCCUUCAGCGAGAACAUGGGAACCAUCCUGGUGUUCGCGGUUAUGGGGACGGUGUGGAACUCCUUCUUUAUGGGCGUGGUGCUGUACGGGGUAUGUGUGGUUGAGGGGUCCGAGCUGGCCGGAGUGGGCCUGCUGGCCUGCCUGCUUUUCAGCUCCAUCGCCUCCGCCGUUGACCCUGUGGCCGUCCUCGCCGUCUUUGAGGAGAUCCACAUCCAUGAGCUCCUGCACAUCCUGGUGUUCGGAGAGUCACUGCUCAACGAUGCUGUCACUGUGGUGCUGUAUCACCUGUUUGAGGAGUUUGCGACACUGGGCGAGGUGACUGUGAUUGACGUCUUCCUGGGUGUGCUGUGUUUCUUCGUGGUGGCAUUGGGGGGCAUUUUGGUGGGGACGGUUUUCGGGCUGCUGGCCGCCUUCACCUCCCGCUUCACCUCACACACUCGCGUCAUCGAGCCGCUCUUCGUCUUCCUGUACAGCUACAUGGCCUACCUGUCCGCCGAGGUGUUCCACCUGUCAGGCAUCAUGGCGCUGAUUGCGUGUGGGGUGGUGAUGCGACCCUACGUGGAGGCCAACAUUUCCCAUAAGUCCUACACCACCAUAAAGUACUUUCUGAAGAUGUGGAGCAGCGUGAGUGAAACGCUCAUCUUCAUCUUCCUCGGAGCGUCCACUGUAGCCGGACCGCAUGCAUGGAACUGGACCUUCGUCAUAGCAACCAUAAUCCUCUGCCUCGUCUCACGUGUGUUCGGAGUGGUGGGACUGACCUACAUCCUCAAUAAGUUCCGCAUGGUAAAGAUAACGGGUAAAGACCAGUUUAUCUUGGCCUAUGGUGGGCUGCGAGGUGCUAUUGCCUUCUCCCUGGCCUUCCUUCUGUCCAGCAAACAUUUCCCCAUGAAGAACAUGUUCCUCACCGCCAUUAUCACAGUUGUCUUCUUCACUGUGUUUGUACAGGGCAUGACCAUUCGACCACUGGUUGACCUUCUGGCUGUGAAGAAAAAAAAACAGACGAAGUUUACAAUAAACGAAGAGAUACACACCGAGUUUCUUCAGCAUGUGCUGGGGGGCAUCGAGGCAGUCUGUGGUCACUACGGUCACCAUCACUGGAGGGAUAAGCUGGAUCGGUUUAAUAAGGACUAUCUGAAGCGGUGGCUGAUAGCGGGGGCGAGAUCUCAGGAGCCGCAGCUGAUCUCCUUCUAUAAUAAGCUGGAGCUGCAGCAGGCGCUGCGGGUGGCCGAGAGGGGCAGUGAAGCCAGACUGACCCCGGCGCUGCCCUCUGCUGCGUCCUUACUUGCUGCAUCUCAGAAGCGGAGUAGGACCAUGACGAAGAUCUCUAAAGAGAGAGAGGAGGAAAUCCGGAAGAUUCUCAGAGGAAACCUGCAGAAAACACGUCAGAGGCUGCGUUCGUACAGCAGACACAAACUUGUCUUAGAGGGUGAAGAGGACAGCUGGACUGAAGCGAAACUCUGGAGACAAAAAGUGGAGAUAGGGAGGAGGAUGAGUCAUUAUUUGACUGUUCCUGCUAAUAGGCAGGACUCGCCCCCGAUGAGGAGAGAAAAGUUUGAGUCAGAUAACCAGGUGUACAUGUCCAAACCCAGCCCAGCGGUCAGCGUACCUGCCAUCAGCGUGGAGCCGGUUCGUCCUACAGAUUUAGCGGAGAAGCCGUUCGAGGGUCCACAGCGGACUGUAGAGGGCGCUAUGAGGACCGGCAGUGGGAAAGGGCGCAAACUCAGCGUCACGUUCGCUCUGGACGUGGAGGAGCAGAAGCUCCCCCGCUGUCUGAGUGACCCGGGGCCAAAUAAGAUCGAUGAGGAGGAUGAAGAGCGCAGCAGGGAGUGGGAGGAAGUGUGAAACAUUCAAACAGUGCACCAACUCCUGUACCCACCACGGAAGUUUCAUACCUUUAACAGGAACUUUCAAAGGAAGCAACAGCAAAAGACUUUCUCUGAGAGGGGAAUUCCACCACAAUUUCAAAAUUUCAGAAUUCAUAAUUCAACAGAUUGAAAGUAAACAGUGAUUGACAGCACUCUGAUUUUGCCUUUAAAUGCGUAAAAUAAAUAUUUGCUUGUUUUUUCAUUUAAAUUAUUAUUAUUUUUGUUUUUAUGCAGUCACAUCCACCCAUUCAGCU
This is a messenger RNA of Pygocentrus nattereri (red-bellied piranha), 3524 nucleotides long. RefSeq names its product solute carrier family 9 member A1b (gene slc9a1b). Lineage: Eukaryota; Metazoa; Chordata; Actinopteri; Characiformes; Serrasalmidae. The record is from RefSeq and is a predicted model, not a curated record. Gene Ontology annotation, biological process: sodium ion transport; proton transmembrane transport; regulation of pH. Gene Ontology annotation, molecular function: sodium:proton antiporter activity. The transcript is spliced from 12 exons. Gene Ontology annotation, cellular component: membrane. Bases 944 to 3247 code for a protein of 767 amino acids.